CCCCCGCCUCCAGGCAGCCCGGAGCAACCGGCGCCCGGCCCCGCCGAGCGCAGCGCCCUCGCGGCGGCGGCGCGAUGCUGUGCUUCCUGAGGGGAAUGGCCUUCGUCCCCUUCCUCCUGGUGACCUGGUCGUCCGCCGCCUUCAUCAUCUCCUACGUGGUCGCCGUGCUGUCCGGGCACGUCAACCCCUUUCUCCCCUACAUCAGUGAUACAGGAACAACACCUCCAGAGAGUGGUAUUUUUGGAUUUAUGAUAAACUUCUCUGCAUUUCUUGGUGCAGCCACGAUGUACACAAGAUAUAAAAUAGUGGAGAAGCAAAAUCAAACCUGCUAUUUCAGCACUCCUGUUUUUAACUUGGUGUCAUUAGUUCUUGGAUUGGUGGGAUGUAUCGGAAUGGGCAUUGUUGCCAAUUUUCAGGAGUUAGCUGUGCCAGUGGUCCACGACGGGGGCGCCCUGUUGGCUUUUGUGUGCGGUGUCCUGUACACGUUCCUACAAUCCAUCAUCUCUUACAAAUCGUGUCCCCAGUGGAACAGCCUCUUGACGUGCCACAUACGGAUGACCAUUUCUGCUGUUUCCUGCGCGGCUGUCGUCCCCAUGAUUGCCUGUGCUUCACUAAUUUCUAUAACCAAGCUGGAGUGGAAUCCAAAAGAAAAGGAUUAUAUAUAUCACGUAGUGAGUGCGAUCUGUGAAUGGACAGUGGCCUUUGGUUUUAUUUUCUACUUCCUAACAUUCAUCCACGACUUCCAGGGCGUCACCCUAAGGAUAUCCACAGAAAUCAAUGGUGACAUUUGAAGAAAGAAGAAUUAUACUCACUCAGUGAACGCUGCAGACAAUUUCUAGAAGUGGUACAGAGGACAGGCAGGGUUUUGAGGCUGCCCUGAUUAGACUGCAUCUGCGGCACAUCCAGGACUUGAAUUUCAUUAAGCAUUCCCAAUAGUUGUACUAUUUUCAAAGGUAUGUUUUCCUAGAGAAUGUAGAGCACCUAUGACAUUGUAGCCACGUGUUCAUAAUUUUCUAAGUGGACACUUUUUAUAUUAACAAAUUCAUAUAUAGAAAAGAUAAGGUGUUACAGAAAAUGGAGAGCAAUUAUUUUUGUACAGAUUCUGUUGUUUUUUUGUGUGUGAGUGAUUUAUGGAAAUACACUAAAUGAGGAUUUCUAGUACAUUUAUUAUAAAGUAAAAUCAAGGGAUAUGCAUUUUUAAAAUUUCAUUUUUAGAGAAUUAACUGUAUAAUUUCUUAUUUUGAAAGCAUUUAUAAAUUGAAUUUAUAAUGAUCAUAUAUGCACAUCAUAAAGAUUUAGUUUAUAGAUUAACACUAAGAUACUCAGAUUUUUUUAGCUGAACUAAGCAAAAUGCUUCUCUUGAGGGGCCUUUGUACAACUAUGCACUGUAACUCCAAGUGAAUACAGAAGACCUCAGUGUUUAAAUCCUCCGUCCUCAUUUCUCCAUGUUCCCAGGGUGCAGCUUUCACCCUUGCUGCUGCACUCAAUCUUAGCCAAAAGGCUGGGAAGUGCUACUCUGGCUGCCAGUUGGCAGCCCAGAAUGGGUGUGAUUCCAGGUGGGAUGGAUUCGGCAACGCCGAUGAGAAAUUCUCAAACCGUCCUUUAUUGUCACUGGCAUAACUUGAGAUAUAGUCUGACUCAGAAGCUGAAAUUCCUGUCUCAAAUUCCUUUUAUGCCAAUAAACAUGUCAAAGAGAGUAGAGGUCCACGAGUGAGAUAAGGAUCAGGAGUGACCCAAGUUUCUGGGUGCAGGGUGCUGUUGUAAUGCCCGUGGCAGAAUGUCCUCAACACUGUAGGAAAUUUGAGUCAGGCCCUUUGUGCUAAGCAUGACCUACAGAUUCUACCUUUUUUACUCAAAUCAUGAAAGACAAGUGAAAAGCAAGUCAUUCUAGAGGAAGAAGUUGCCCUUGAUUUCUUAGGGUUUAGUUUUGAAAGUUGACAAGAAGGAAAUCUCUCUGCAAAGACCCCAGGGCAUAGACCUUUGUCUGGCCAAGUGGGAGCAGCCCUUGAGGGCACAUGCCAACAACCCAUCUGGGCAGCUUUGGUGGAGGACAUGGGGGCAGGUAGACUAUGGUAACGCCUCCUUACUCGUUUGCUGAGUGGGCACAGGGUGAGGUUCAGCAGUAGUCAGUCUCCCCCCAUAAAACCUCCCCCACCUGUUUAGCGGUGGGAAGCUGCCACCCAUUUCUGGAUCUGCGGUAACUUGUAUUGCCCUGAUUCUCCAUUGCAACACUGGAACUGAAAGACAGUGACCAACGCUCUGUCAAGCAUUAUAUUCCAAAGAGGAGGAGGAACAUCACAUACCUUUUCCAUGGACCCUGUGGUAGAGUGAGUCCUGUGGCUGUGUCCUGCUGUGGACAGACUUGUUAUCAGCUCUUCUCAGGAUGCAUUAUCAUUCUUCACCUCCGCUUCUCUGCACAGUUAGAUCAGGAGCUCCUUGAGGGCAGAGUAUGAGCCUAAAUGUUUGUAACUCCAGCAUUUAACACAGUGCCUCCUGGUACACUGUAGGUGCUUAAAAAAUCUUAUUGAAUGCGUGCAUGAAUGAAGGGAUGCUGGGAUGUUUGUAGCGCUGCAUAAUGGGCUUUACUCUGUUUUACUAGUUAGUUUAAUGAUAAAUAGUCUGUAUCACCCAGUAAUGUUGACUGUUCUGCUUUCUGUGCUGUAAACAUUUCAGUUGUUUGGGCUCCGCCAUUCUAUGACAACUCUCUUCAACCUGGACAGUUACCACAGAAAUUGUUACAUGGUCUAGACCAAAUGAUUCACCUGUCUUGGCAAACUGAGAAGGCCAAAAAUCACUCCAGACAAUCAAAUUCUGCUGAUUCCAUGCAACCUCUAAAGCUGGUCUUAUCCGUGUUUUGUUUUGUUGUAUAAUUUCUAAUUUCCACGAACUUGCAUUUCCUU
This is a messenger RNA of Otolemur garnettii (small-eared galago), 2900 nucleotides long. RefSeq names its product DNA damage regulated autophagy modulator 1 (gene DRAM1). The coding region runs from base 75 to 791 and encodes 238 amino acids. The transcript has 7 exons. NCBI's taxonomy places the organism in Eukaryota, Metazoa, Chordata, Mammalia, Primates, Galagidae. Gene Ontology annotation, biological process: regulation of autophagy. Gene Ontology annotation, cellular component: lysosome. The record is from RefSeq and is a predicted model, not a curated record.